UUGAAAGGUGCAACACGCGCGCGCGCGCAUGCAUGCUUGGAGAUGAGUAAGUGCUGUUACACACUGCACAUCUGCUUCUCUGUCGCAAUCUGAUCAACGCGAGUGUGUGUGUGUGUUUUCUCUUCUGCUCUGCAACACUCCGCCCUUCACACUGCUGUAAAGGAAGUCACACUGCCACGCGCAUAUAAAAAGGAAGGAGUGUGUGUUUGUGUGUGAGAUAGAGAUAGAGAGAUAGAGAGAGUGAGAGAGUGUGUGGGAGUGUACGAGUGUACGAGUGUGUUUGCGUGUGUGUGUUGGAGAGAAGUAAAAAUGGCUGAGAAUAAAACCAACAUCAGCGGAAACAUCGGAGCUGGAGCCGGAUUCCUGGCUAAGAAGUUCCAGAAGUCCAUGAACAGAGCCCAGGAGAAGGUCCUUCAGAAACUCGGGAAAACCAUGGAGACCAAAGACGAGCAGUUUGAGCAGUGUGCGGCAAAUCUGAACAAACAACAGACGGAUGGUUCCAAGUUGUACAAGGAUGUGAAGGCGUACUACAACGCGGUCAAAGCGAUGCACGAAACGUCGAAGCGACUCUCUCAGACGCUGAAGGAAGUGUACGAGCCAGACUGGGAUGGUGUAGAGGAUCUGUCCAUCAUCAUGCAGAGUGAGGAUCUGCUGUGGAACGAUUAUGAGGAGAAGCUGAGUGAUCAGGUGGUUCGUACGAUGGAGAACUACACCGGCCAGUUCCCCGAGGUCAAAGAGCGAGUUGCUAAGCGUGGGCGUAAGCUUGUGGACUAUGAUUCGGCUCGUCAUCAUCUCGAGUCUCUGCAGAGCGCCAAGAAGAGAGACGAAGCCAAAAUAUCUAAAGCGGAGGAGGAGUUCACUCGAGCUCAGAGUGUGUUUGAGGUCAUGAACACAGAGCUGAGGGACGAGCUGCCUGUUCUCUAUCAAAGUCGUAUCAGCUGCUACGUCACCGUGUUUCAGAACAUCUCCAACCUGAGGGACGUCUUCUACAAAGAGAUGAGUAAGUUAAACCAUGAGAUCUACAAUGUCAUGAAGAAGCUGGAGACGCAGCACUCCACCACAACCUUCAUCAUCAAAGGCCUCAACAGCACUUCCUCUAAGAAGAAGAAGUCUCUGACCAUCUCCGCUCCCAUCCCGUGCAACACGGCGUUUCCUCCUGAUCACCCCGCUUUGAGCAAACUCAGCGUUCCUGACGCACUCGCCCACAGAGACGCAGACACGCCCUCCGGGAACACGCAGACGGAGAUCUCUGACUCGGACGACUCCAACUCAGCCGAGAGCAUCCCGAGCACUCCGAGCCGCCAGUCCGUGUGCUCCGAGAGCGAGAGCGGUAAACACCACGUCUCCAACGGGAACACGAUGGAGCGGCCGGGCGGCGAAGACGCGGAUGAGGAAGACGUUUCAGAGGAAGCGCAUGUGUCUGAAACUCCAGCUGAGGAGGAGGAAGAUGAAGCAGAAUCCCUCAACACGACCGAGCGUGAGGAAGAGGAGGAGGAAGAGACGGGACAGGGAGAGGAAGAAGUCGGAGGAGAGACGAAGCAGAGUGAAGAGAUGGAGAAAGGACGCGAGCCGGAGGUGACGAAUCCGCAACCGGACAGUUCCCAACCUCCGGGAUUCCUCUACAAGGCCACUGCUCUGGAGACACAGGACUCAGACGAAGGCAUUCUUCUGCUCUUCAGUAAAGGAGACGUGCUCCUCGUGUUCACCGAUGACGAAGAAGAAAAGCCGGACAACACGGUGUGGGCGAUCAGAGAAGAGGACUGGAUCAAGCAUAAAGACCUGACGCUUCUCUCAGGCAUCGUGACGGAGACGCUGAUUCAGCGAAUUGACUCCUGAGUCAGAUUCCUUGCUUGAUUUGAUUUCUGACUCAGCAUCCGCGACAGAAAGCCCGCGACUCGGAUAACAGAGCACGUGCUUUCAGUUCCGCAAUCAGAGAACCCAAGUUCCUUCCUCUGCCAUCCUCUUCACUCUCACAUACACAACUCCAACAAACUGCAGUGUUUCACACCGUGUGUGUGUGUGUGUGUGUGUGUGUAGAGUUACUCUAAAAUGUGUUCAGUGCAUUUUUGUGUCCUUUUUCAGUAUUUUCAGAGCAUUGUUACAGCUGAUGAGAUGUUUCAGUGUUAAAGUGCAAUCAUAUUUCUAUAAAAUCUUGCUUUUUUCAUUUUUAUUGCUUUUUCUAAACUCAUCUCUCACUCUAACAAUCUUCAGAAAAGUUACAAAAAAAAGUUAUAUUAUUACAGAGAAUAACUGUGAAACGUCCCAAACAUUUUAAACAUUUAUUUUUAACAAUACAUAUAUUUACUUCAAUAAAGAAUUCAUGUCUAUGAGGAGGUGCUGG
This is a messenger RNA of Hemibagrus wyckioides, 2341 nucleotides long. It is a transcript of the gene bin2b, whose product is annotated as bridging integrator 2b. Gene Ontology annotation, cellular component: cytoplasm; phagocytic cup; podosome. Gene Ontology annotation, molecular function: phospholipid binding; protein binding. Lineage: Eukaryota; Metazoa; Chordata; Actinopteri; Siluriformes; Bagridae. The record is from RefSeq and is a predicted model, not a curated record. The transcript is spliced from 12 exons. Gene Ontology annotation, biological process: plasma membrane tubulation; podosome assembly; phagocytosis, engulfment. Bases 310 to 1836 code for a protein of 508 amino acids.